Messenger RNA from Canariomyces notabilis, 460 nucleotides. RefSeq lists its product as uncharacterized. NCBI's taxonomy places the organism in Eukaryota, Fungi, Ascomycota, Sordariomycetes, Sordariales, Chaetomiaceae. The record is from RefSeq and is a predicted model, not a curated record. The coding region runs from base 148 to 390 and encodes 80 amino acids. The transcript has a single exon.
UCGACCUUAUCCUCACAGGCACGCUGACAGCUACCCUGUGCCUGAUCCCCUGAAAAGCAUUCCGUAUCGAGCAUUCGAGCUUCAUUAAAGCCGCGAGCCCCUCGGGCCAAAGCCAGAGGGCAGACCCGGCCUCCCUAACACCGCCUUAUGUACAGAAUAGUCUUACAUAUGCUAACUCAAGGACGGCUUAACCAUAAGCUCGUCCCCCAGAAUUCAUGGCUGAUCGUUGCAAUGCUUGAUGCCAACAGAGAUAGCAACGAACCACAUAACUCAGUUCAAGCCCAAUCCAUUCCAACACUAAAGCCCCUUUUGAAACCGUACGCUUCCAGUGCCCAGUUCGAACGGAUAGAAACCUGUCCUCACAUGCCCAGCCAUAUGAGUAUGGGCUAAGAGGUAAAUCAAAGGAUAACCACAAGACGCUCUGCGCCACCAAACGCCACCAAAAUGAUGGGUCCCGAAG